UCUAACACAACACUGCACAGUUAAAUCCUGUAAAUACAUAAAAUAUUUCCCAACACACGGUAAGAAACUUAACUAAAUAGGGCAAAACCUAUUAAUUAUUAUAGCCAAUUUCAUUCUCACUAAAAAUUGCUGGAAACGUGUUUCAUGUUCGCCGAAUAUUAAACGUGUGCAUUUUUGGCAAAGACUUGUUUAAUAUUGUCUCGAUAUUUGUAAGACAACUUUUUCAUGCAGACACCAAAUUAAAUUUAUUGGACCAGACAAACUCAAUAAAUAUCUAUGUACCAAAUUAAAAUGGAUGUGAACCCAGGACAGAAAUGGGGAUGUCCAAGGUGCUCGAAAACGUUAAAAACUGAUAACCCGUUGGACACACACAUGGUCAGGAACGAUCCCAAUGCCAAGGUCAAAUGUGAGGUUUGCGAAAUAAUUGCCAAAAACACACUCGCCUUAUCUUCCCGCUUUAAGAAGCUACCAAGUUGUGACACGUGUCAACGGGUGUUUUCCAAUUCGUAUAACUUACAGCGACAUGUUGACGCUAUCCACAGCACGAAGGAACGACCUCGUUUUCCAUGUACGUCUCUUGGAUGUGGCAAAACCUACCAAAACAAGCGUGGUCUUUUGCAUCACGUGAAAACUGAACAUGCCGAAAAUCCGGUCCGAUUUCCGUGCACACUUUGCGAAAAGGAGUUCAAAACGAGGCUUCAAGUUCAGAAUCACGUUCUCACCCAUACGACGGAGAAGCCGUACAAUUGUGCCACUUGUGGGAGGAGUUUCGCCCACGUGGAAAGUAUGAAACGGCACGAGAUCACGCAUUUGGAAAAAUCUACCCUAGAUGUGUCAAAGUGUCACAUCUGUCCUAAAACCUUCUUAAGUAGGAUUGGUUUACAACGGCACGUGCGAGUUGUGCAUGAAAAUCAGAGGAAUUAUCCUUGCGCAUUUUGUAACAAGAGAUUCUCUCUGGCAUCAAAUUUGAAGGGUCACGUGGAGGCGAGACAUGCCACGAACAAAGGGCCGAUCCAUUCCUGCGACAAAUGCGAGUACAGGAGCUACUCGAAACACAAUUUGGCCAAUCACAGAAGGCGUCACAAGGUUGCGAAUCAUGGAUGUUACUUCUGUGGGAAGAAAUUCAUCAGUUUCCCCGAAUUGGUCCAACAUUUUAAGGUGCAUACUUUAGAAAAGUUAAAACAUUUAGGUCAUGAAUAGGUCAUGGCACGUGGAUAAUUUGCGAAUUUUUCCUACAGUAAAAAUUUUGUCAAAUAUCGAAAACCUAUAGAUUUUCGAUAUUUGAAAAACUUUUUGGAUUGAAAAUCAUGAAUGUUAGUUAUUUGACACAUACAUACUUAUUUGCUAGUAAGUACUAUACAUGCCUAAAUUUCGUAAAAUUUAUUAAUAUCCGAAGUAUGUACAUAAGUAGUUGCUUUCAAUAUGCAUCUUCUAGGUACUCAAUACAUACAUAUGCAUAUGUGCAUACACGGUGUAUGUAUGUAUGUACACAUGCAAGAUUUGUUCGCGUGGAUUAUACACGCGAACAAAUCUUGCAUUGCAAAAUAUCUAGUCGGCUCAUUCCGAAUUGCACAUUUUUUACCCGACGGCCUUUACGUAUGUAUGUAUGUAAUGUGUG
Folsomia candida is the source of this 1618-nucleotide messenger RNA. Its product is annotated as zinc finger protein 570-like. Bases 277 to 1200 code for a protein of 307 amino acids. Gene Ontology annotation, cellular component: nucleus. The transcript is spliced from 3 exons. The record is from RefSeq and is a predicted model, not a curated record. Lineage: Eukaryota; Metazoa; Arthropoda; Collembola; Entomobryomorpha; Isotomidae. Gene Ontology annotation, biological process: regulation of transcription by RNA polymerase II. Gene Ontology annotation, molecular function: DNA-binding transcription factor activity, RNA polymerase II-specific; RNA polymerase II transcription regulatory region sequence-specific DNA binding.